AUGACCCUUCCUGGCCUUUUGCGAAAGCUCCUUUCAGAUGCUCUGGACCACGACACAUUCACAAUUGUCUCGCAGAGACCGGACUCGUCGUUCAUGAAUAAAGCCUUGCUUGUUUCACAGAUCCCAUCCGAUGCCCCAAAUGGGAUGAUUUCGCCCGCAUCAUCCAGAACGGUAGCUGUUGUUGACCGCACUGCCAAAAUCAAUGAAGCUGCUGAAGCAUUGGUGGCUGCGCGGUUUGCAUUCGGUGGACGUUCGGCGUACGCUCCGGAUGUGGUUCUCGUGAACGAGUUUGCCAUGAAGCCAUUCGUCGAGGCUGUCAUCCAACAUGCCUCCCGCUACCUUGCAGGUGAAAAUGGCGAGGCUAGACAGCAGCAAUCAUCAUCUCGACGAUCGGGGCUCCUAGACUCCAUUCACAAAGAGCGCAGUGCACGGAUUCUUGUGUCUGGUAGUAAUUGGGGCGUGGUCGAGGUUCAAGAUCGGUAA
Molecule: messenger RNA, 483 nt
Organism: Penicillium waksmanii
Lineage: Eukaryota; Fungi; Ascomycota; Eurotiomycetes; Eurotiales; Aspergillaceae
Exons: 1
Coding region: 1-483 (160 amino acids)
Molecular function (GO): oxidoreductase activity, acting on the aldehyde or oxo group of donors, NAD or NADP as acceptor
Source: RefSeq, a predicted model, not a curated record